Messenger RNA from Lathyrus sativus (Indian pea), 900 nucleotides. The record is from the annotation of a GenBank genome assembly. NCBI's taxonomy places the organism in Eukaryota, Viridiplantae, Streptophyta, Magnoliopsida, Fabales, Fabaceae.
AUGAGAGACAUAUUUGAAAAACAAUCGUCAUCAUCACCUGAAGCUUCGAAUUAUGCAUCAAGUAGUGGCUUAUCUGGGGAUGAUAAAGAGAUUGGUUAUAGAGCUUCAAUUACAUCAAACCAUCCAUAUCUUUUGGCCAAAAACUCUUAUCUUCUCCAUUUCUUAUCCAACAAAAUUGACCAAAAUUUCGCUCGCAUGGUAAUGGCAGAGGUGUUAGGUUCGUUUAUAUUGAUGUUUUGUGUAUGUGGAAUCAUUGCAAACACACAAGGCCAAAACAAUGCAGCGGGUCUUCUAGAGUAUGCAGCUGCAGCAGGAUUAACAGUGGUUGUGAUAAUUUUCUCUAUUGGCCAAAUUUCUUGUGCACAUGUUAAUCCAGCUAUCACAAUAGCCUUUGCAACAAUUGGUCGAUUUCCCUGGUUCAAGGUUCCUAUAUACAUAAUAGCACAAACGAUAGGUUCUUUGAUGGCAACAUAUAUUGGUAGUCUUGUGUAUGGCAUAAAAUCAGAUAUUAUGAUGACUCAACCGCUCCAAGGUUGCAACUCUGCGUUCUGGGUGGAGCUUAUUGCAAGCUUCAUCAUCAUGUUUUUGGUUACUGCUUUGACAUCAGAACCUCAAUCUGUAUCAGUGGGACAUUUAUCUGGUUUUGUUGCUGGAAUUGCAAUUGGGCUUGCUGUACUAAUCACUGGACCUGUUUCAGGUGGAUCAAUGAAUCCAGCAAGAUCACUAGGUCCAGCAAUUAUGUCAUGGAAAUUUAAGGACAUUUGGAUAUACAUUCUAGCCCCAAAUUUAGGAGCUGUGGCAGGAGCACUAAUGUUUCGUUUCCUACGUCUUCAAGACCAACAUUGCAAUUCUCCAAACAUGAGUGAAGUUGGUCAUCCCAUACCCUUUUGUGCAAGUUAG